Molecule: messenger RNA, 2725 nt
Organism: Lasiosphaeria miniovina
Lineage: Eukaryota; Fungi; Ascomycota; Sordariomycetes; Sordariales; Lasiosphaeriaceae
Product: glycosyltransferase WbsX-domain-containing protein
Exons: 2
Coding region: 338-2725 (795 amino acids)
Source: RefSeq, a predicted model, not a curated record
AUUGACAUUCCGCAAACUCGAACGCCCUGAUCUUGUUCAGAAAACCCCUCGGGAGUACAUUCUACGCUGCAACACCGAUACUCGAACCCAGGUCACGAAUAAGACAAAGUGCACUGACAUCUUGUUACCUAAAUACGCUCAGGGGCGUGGGGCUGUAUUCCUACCCGUGGCAGGGGAUCGUGGUGGACACGUCUCAGUAGUUGUCGAGCGAGGUAUGAAGGGCGUGGUUGGUUGGAAUGUUUCCUCCCUCGCUGCAACGAAGGGACCAAGCGGCAAUGUAAAUAGCCAGCAAUCGCCCUGCACCCAAUUAUAAACUAGAUAUGUCUCCAUCGACGUCAUGGUUUCGACUUUGAGAAUAGCGGCGGCGAGGACCCUGAAGGGCGGCAUCGAAUAUGCUCGCGGCGUCAGGGGGCGCCGGCGGACGGCAAUUGCGCUGGCCUUUGCAUGCGCCUGUGUCAUUCUGCUUUAUAACAGCGAUUCCCGGAGGCAACAGGAAAACGCAAACGCGGAACCACGCGGGUCUCAGCACUUGCUAAGCACUAUGAGCAGUUGGUGGCAGUCGGUCAACUAUCCAGGCUCCGACAACGCGGCGGCGGGCUCGGCGGCGGCGGCGGCAGUGGACCACGAGUACUCAGUGAAGCCAAUCGCAUACGUGUUCCCGCAGUUCCACGCCAUCCCCGAGAACGACGAGUUCUGGGGCGUCAACUUCACCGAGUGGACAAAUGUGCGAAAGGUGACCAAGAACGCGUGGGGGAUCGAGGUCCAGCAGCCGACGGACGAGGUCGGCUACUACAACUUGCUCGACCACUCGACGCGCUGGAGCUAUGCGCAGCACGCGCGCGACUCGGGCCUCUACGGUUUUGUCUACCACCAUUACUGGUUCGGCCGGCCGGUCAUGGAGAAGGUGCUGACCGCCAUGCUGGAGGACGGGCAGCCCGACAUGCCGUUCAUGCUGAGCUGGGCGAACGAGCCGUGGACGGCGCGGUGGGACGGGAACGACAACAGCAAGGUCCUGCUGAAGCAGACGUACGGCGGCGUCGACGCGUGGCGCGAGCACUUUGAGUGGCUGCUGCCCUUCUUCCGGCACCCGAACCAGAUCCGCGUCAACGGCAAGGUGCAGUUCGCCGUGUACAACGGCGGCCACAUGGGCGACGUCGGCAAGCGCAUGUACAGCGCGUGGAGGAAGUGGGCCGUCGACGAGGGGCUGGGCGGGCUCGACAUCAUCGAGACGCGCAUUGCGCCCGACAACCCCGAGGACCGCGGCCUGACCGACGCCGUCAACGAGUUCGGCUUCCGCUCCGGCGGCGCCCACGACGGCACCGCCUGGGCGUCCAUCAACCGCCUUGGACGUGUCUACCACCGAGGUGCAGCCGUCUCUUGGGAUAACACGCCCCGCCAUGCCCAGGACGGCGGUGCCUCGGCCAACAUCUUUGCCCAUCCAAGCUUGUGGAAGUUCCAUAUCCUCAGCCUGAUCCGCCGCAUCAAGCUCGACCCCAACCCGCGCGGCGAGGAAAACUUCCUCUUCAUCAACGCCUUCAACGAGUGGGGCGAGGGCAACGUGCUGGAGCCGUCCAAGCAAUGGAGCAACGGCUUCAGCGCGGCGCUGCGCUCGGCCGUGGCCCUAUCGCACACACUGCCGUGGAAAGACGAGCUGAUCGCGCAAGCCGAGGCCCUCGCGCGCCGGCACGCCAUCGCCACCACCCCCGCCCCGGCCCCUGCCACACCUCACCCCCACCGUCACGACAUCGACGUGUGCGUCGUCGUCCGCACCUUCGCGUCAGACUGGCAGUUCUCCGAGCCGUUCGGCCUGUCGGACCUGCUGCGCAGCCUGGGCGGGCAGACGAACCCGCGGUGGCGCGCCGUGGUGGUGCGCGGCUCGGCCGCCGCCGAUGCGCGCAUCGUCAAGAGCCACGUGCUGGACGCGUACGAUCCGCGCGUCGCCUUCGUCGACGACGACGUGCCUCGGGAAGUCCUGACGCAGGGCGCCAACACGGCUGGUGAUCCCGCCGAGUGGGCCGUGGCGGACUGGGUCCUGGCACACCUCGGCGAGCUGGCUGCGCAGGGGCUCACCGACUGCGGGCUCGCGCGCUAUGUCGUCGUUGCAAAUUCCAAUGACACCUAUGUGCCGGGCGCGUUAGAGGCUGUCGCUGCGCCAAAUGCCAGCGACAUCGUCGGCCUAAGCUUCGAGACGACGGACACGCUCCGCGCGGUCGAGGAGGGCGAGAAUGGUGCCGUUGCCCCGGAUGGUAGUGGCCGAGGUAUUCCGUGGCACGAGCGGUGCACGCGGCUGCGCGAAGAGCGCGUCGUCGUCUGCGUGCCCGCCGCGCCAGCCACCAGCCCGUCCCUCCUCAAAGCCGGGGCGGUCCUGGUAAACCUAGCCAAGCUCACGGCGGGCGGACACGCUUCUUUUGGCAGCAAAGGCGCCGCCGGGACCCUGCAGGACCUCGUCGCGGCUGGCUGGUCGUGGACCGUCGCUGCGCCGCCGGAAAGCAGCACCACCGCGACCGCGUGCCAGCUGGUCCAGUCGGGCUCGUAUCGCUCGUGCAUCCGGUCGGGGCGCUUCUGGCUCGACGUCCCGAGCGCGUCGCCCAGGUAUACCGCUGGCUGCUACAGCUUGAGCGGCAUUACGGCCAGGCACGGCUUCGACACGUCGCAGUGGGACAUGGAGGGUUGGAGGGCGGAUCCGUUUUGUCUGAGGCUGUCGGAGAAGGCGUAUUCGGAGUGA